This is a messenger RNA of Theileria orientalis strain Shintoku, 1134 nucleotides long. RefSeq names its product arsenical pump-driving ATPase. The transcript has 7 exons. The coding region runs from base 1 to 1134 and encodes 377 amino acids. NCBI's taxonomy places the organism in Eukaryota, Apicomplexa, Aconoidasida, Piroplasmida, Theileriidae. The record is from RefSeq and is a predicted model, not a curated record. Gene Ontology annotation, molecular function: ATP hydrolysis activity; ATP binding. Gene Ontology annotation, biological process: post-translational protein targeting to endoplasmic reticulum membrane. Gene Ontology annotation, cellular component: GET complex.
AUGGCAGAAUCGAUUGCAAAUUGUGAAAAUGAACUAAAUCUGAGAAACGAUGUUAGGAAUCUUGUUGAUCAAGAGAGUUACAAGUGGAUAUUUGUAGGAGGAAAGGGAGGCGUCGGAAAGACGACAAUAUCGUCAUCUCUGGCCUCUAUACUGUCAGAACGAAGAGAAUCCGUGCUUCUCCUGUCAACGGACCCCGCACAUAGUCUUAGCGACGCCUUCAAUCAGAAGUUUACGGACAGGCCGACUCUGGUAAAGGGCUACGAAAACUUAUACGCAAUGUUACAGUGUGUGUUCAGCGACGGAUUCCGUGAUAAAAAUUAUAAUCAGGAGCUCGAUGUGACGAAGGUGUCAGACACAGGCUUCGGUUUCAGCGAGUCGAAAAUGUUCCUGCAGGCAAUACCGGAGCUGAUACAAAUGCUUCCAGGAAUAGACGAAGCAUUUUCGUUUUCAGAGCUAUUACACUCCGUGCAAUCAAUGAAGUACUCAGUAAUCGUCUUCGAUACAGCGCCGACAGGUCAUACACUAAAGUUUCUUAACCUGCCAGAGGUGCUGGACAAGCUGCUGGACAGUUUCCUGAAAGUGGAGAACCUGUGUGGAGUAGCAAUGAAGAUGUUCUCAGCAUUCAGCGACUCAAUACCCAAGGAACAAAUAUUCGAAAAGCUAAAGAAAUUUAAAUCGAAUUUAACGCUGAUAAUGAACCAAAUGAAGGAUCCAGACCUUACAACAUUUGUGUGUGUGUGUAUUCCGGAGUUCUUGAGUGUGUAUGAAACGGAAAGGUUGAUACAGAGCUUGGCAAAGACAGACGUGGACUGCUCAUACAUAGUAGUGAAUCAAAUACUAAGUUACAUCAACUUGGAAACCCAUGUCCAAAAGACGAAAGAAUCACUGGAGGAAUUAUCAGAACAUAAUAAAAGUGUCCUAGAACCGUUCUUUGAAUUGGUGUUGGAACAGCAAAAUAAUUUAAACGGGAGGUUAGGUAUACAGAGAAAGUACCUUGACGACAUAAAGCAGUUGUACGAAGGGUUGUUUAACAUUGUUUGUUUAAAACAACAUAAAUAUGAAGUGCGAGGCAGUGAAGCAAUAAAGGAGUUCUCGCAAGAUCUACUAAAACACUCUCCUCUACCAGAAGCAUAA